Messenger RNA from Oxyura jamaicensis (ruddy duck), 1182 nucleotides. RefSeq names its product cilia- and flagella-associated protein 298-like. The transcript has 7 exons. The record is from RefSeq and is a predicted model, not a curated record. Gene Ontology annotation, biological process: regulation of cilium movement. Bases 1 to 873 code for a protein of 290 amino acids. Lineage: Eukaryota; Metazoa; Chordata; Aves; Anseriformes; Anatidae.
AUGGUGCGGCUGCACGUGAAGCGCGGCGACGAGAGCCAGUUCCUGCUGGAGGCGGCCUGCGGCGCCCGCCUGGCCGAGCUGGCGCCCCUCGUCGCCCGCAUCUACAACGGGAGGCUGAAGGUGCAGCGGCUGUGCUCAGAGAUGGAGGAGCUAGCAGAGCAUGGUGUUUACUUGCCGCUUAAUAUGCAAGGACUGACGGAAGAGCAAAUUGAAGAACUGAAGUUAAAGGAUGAGUGGGCAGAAAAAUGUGUACCAAGUGGUGGGAGUGUCUUCAAGAAGGAUGAAAUUGGACGAAGAAAUGGGCAUGCUCCAAAUGAAAAAAUGCAGCAAGUAAUAAAAAAGACAAUAGAGGAAGCCAAGGCAUUAAUCUCAAAGAAACAAGUUCAGGCCAACGUGUGUGUUAAUAUGGAGAUGGUGAAAGAUGCACUGGACCAGCUCCGAGGGGCUGUGAUGAUUGUGUAUCCAAUGGGAUUGCCUCCACAUGAUCCAGUGAGGAUGGAGCUGGAAGAUAAAGAAGACUUGGCGGGGACUCACGCUGGACUUGAAGUUAUAGAAGAAUCUGAAGCACAAUUAUGGUGGGCAGGAAAAGAGCUGAAAGAAACAAAGCUGCUUUCUGACUAUAUAGGCAAAAAUGAGAAAACAACCAUCAUUGUAAAGAUACAGAAAAAAGGACAAGGAGCUCCAGGGCGUGAACCUCUGAUUAGUCAUGAAGAGCAAAAACAGAUGAUGCUCUAUUACUACAAAAAGCAGGAGGAGCUUAAGAAACUAGAAGAGGAUGAUGAUGACUCUUUUCUAAACGCUGAGUGGGCAGACAGCCAUGCUUUGAAAAGACAAUUUCAUGGUGUAAAAGACAUCAAGUGGGGGCCGAGAUGAAGCUCUACGAACACCUUUUUUGCCUCUUUCUGCUGUUUGGUUGAUACGCUUGUUUGCUAAGAGGGGUGUUGUGUGUUAGAUUCUCCUGAGAAAAGCUGAAGUUGUCUCUUCCAUAGCAGAUGCCUCUUUCAGCCUUAGGUUUUCAAUAAAUGUUUACAUUUCUAUGCAACAGUAGCAGCACCUGUCUCUGAAGAUUGGAAUCAAUCCUGUUCGUGUUGAUUGUUCUGUUAGACACUUGUAAUUUGAGUAUUGAAAUAUUAACCUAUUUCAGAGAGAAUAUAUCUAAUAAAUGUGCACUAGGAUAUUGGA